AUGGAAUCUGAAGCAUUCGACGAUAUUGAAAAGGGCGCUGAUGCUCUGCGCACCAUCAAGGAUCUGGCCUCCGGCGCCGCGGGCGGCAUGGCGCAGGUUCUUCUGGGUCAACCCUUUGAUAUCGUCAAGGUCCGCCUCCAAACAACUACCCAGUACUCUAGUGCGCUAGAGUGCGCAACCCAGAUCUUCAAAAAUGAAGGCCCUGCAGCCUUCUACAAGGGAACCCUGACUCCUUUAAUCGGAAUUGGUGCCUGCGUCAGCGUGCAAUUUGGAGCCUUCCACCAAGCCCGCCGAAAGCUCGAAGAGUUGAACCAAAAGAAAUAUGCCAACAGCGCCCUUUCCUACACACAGUACUACAUGGCCGGUUCGUUCGCUGGUGUCACCAACUCCGUUCUUUCCGGUCCUAUUGAGCACGUCCGUAUUCGCCUGCAAGCGCAGCCGCAUGGUGCUGGUCGCCUAUACUCCGGCCCCAUUGACUGUGUGAAGAAGCUUUCUGCUCACCAGGGUGCCAUACGUGGUCUGUUCCGGGGUCAGGCGGUGACUGUCCUACGUGAGGCCCAGGCAUAUGGAGCCUGGUUCAUGGCCUUUGAGUUCAUGAUGAACCAAGAUGCGAAGCGUAACAACGUGAAGCGCGAGGACAUUGGCGCUGUGAAGGUCGCCACAUAUGGUGGUCUCGCUGGUGAGGCGCUUUGGCUGACUAGCUACCCUCUUGACGUCGUGAAAAGCAAGAUGCAGACCGAUGGAUUUGGCGCCGACCAGAAGUUCGCCACCAUGCGUGACUGCUUUAAGAAGACCUAUGCCAUUGAAGGUCUCGGUGGGUUCUGGAAGGGUAUUGGUCCCACAUUACUGAGAGCCAUGCCCGUCUCCGCGGGUACAUUUGUUGUUGUCGAGCUCGCCAUGAAAGCUCUGGGCUAA
Messenger RNA from Penicillium odoratum, 915 nucleotides. RefSeq lists its product as uncharacterized. Lineage: Eukaryota; Fungi; Ascomycota; Eurotiomycetes; Eurotiales; Aspergillaceae. The transcript is spliced from 5 exons. The record is from RefSeq and is a predicted model, not a curated record. Gene Ontology annotation, molecular function: L-ornithine transmembrane transporter activity. The coding region runs from base 1 to 915 and encodes 304 amino acids. Gene Ontology annotation, biological process: mitochondrial L-ornithine transmembrane transport.